AGUGAUCUCCUCAAGCUGGAACAUCCCAAUGCCCACAGCCCCUGUGAGUACAUUCUCUGAUGGUCUCUUGUGCAGAGCAGCCAGGGGUGCCCAGGGCUGUCCUGCAGAGCAGGGUCCUGCAGCCCAGGGCGCUGUGCUGGGCCAGGGACUCUGCUGCCUGCCAGGGACAGCUCUCAGCCGGCCCGGGGAGCUGCUCCCAGCGCUGGGGGACAAGAUGUGGGUGGAAGGAGACAGCUGGUAGGGCUUGGAAUUGUUUUCCUUGUGUGGUGAGGAUGCUGCAUUGUUCAGGACCAUGGCAUUUAACUCCAGAACAUUUCCAAGCAGAUUAUACAGGGAGCACAGCAAGGCAGGGGCUGCAUAAAAGGGCAAAUGCUGCUAGUUUAAUCUACUGCUCUGGGUUGCCUGGAUGGGAAAUUGCACAUAGAUAUUCUUCUCUCAGUUCAGGCUGAGAAAAAUAAGAAAGUUUUCUCUCGGAUAUGAAUAAACCAGGAAGUGACAGAAAUCAACACAGGGCCCGUUAGAGGCAGUGUCACUUUUCCAGCCUCCUCAGGGUUGCUCUGGCGUUACCAUCAAAGCCUGCAGAGCCAGAGAUGCCCCUGGGCUGUGCCUGAGCUGGGAGGGGUCUGCAGGGCAGAGCUGAGCCCCCAGGGUGGGCUGGGCUCUGGCAGCACUGGCAGGGCCCAGCCCUGGGCACAGGGAAGCAGCUGCUGGCAAGGACAGCUCCAGGCAGCAGAGCCCAGGCAGGCAGUGGGGGGAAAGUGCCCCCAAGCUGGGCUGGAAUAUUUAAAUUCCUCUCCAAACCCAACUAUUCCAUGAUUACGUUUUUUACAGAUCCACAUGCCAAGGCACAGCACAUGUCCAACAGCAGCUCCAUCAGCCACUUCCUCCUGCUGGCACUGGCAGAGACGCGGCAGCUGCAGCUCCUGCACUUCUGCCUCUUGCUGGGCAUCUCCCUGGCUGCCCUCCUGGGCAACGGCCUCAUCAUCAGCGCCGUAGCCUGCGGCCACCACCUGCACACGCCCAUGUUCUUCUUCCUGCUCAACCUGGCCCUCAGCGACCUGGGCUCCAUCUGCACCACUGUCCCCAAAGCCAUGCACAAUUCCCUCUGGGACACCAGCACCAUCUCAUACACAGGAUGUGCUGCACAGGUAUUCCUGAUCAUCUUCCUUGGAACAGAGCUUUCCCUCCUGACCAUCAUGUGCUACGACCGCUACGUGUCCAUCUGCAAACCCCUGCACUACGGGACCCUCCUGGGCAGCAGAGCUUGUGCCCACAUGGCAGCAGCUGCCUGGGCCAGUGCCUUUCUCAAUGCUCUGCUGCACACAGCCAAUACAUUUUCCCUGCCCCUGUGCCAUGGCAAUGCCCUGGGCCAGUUCUUCUGUGAUAUCCCCCAGAUCCUCAAGCUCUCCUGCUCCAAAUCCUAUCUCAGGGAACUUGGGCUUCUUGCAGUUAGUGUCUGUUUGGUAUUUGGUUGUUUUGUGUUCAUUGUUUUCUCCUAUGUGCAGAUCUUCAGGGCUGUGCUGAGGAUCCCCUCUGAGCAGGGACAGCACAAAGCCUUUUCCACCUGCCUCCCUCACCUGGGUGUUGUCUCCCUGUUUCUCAGCACUGCACUGUUUGCUCACCUGAAGCGCCCCUCGAUGUCCUCCCCAUCCCUGGAUCUGGCCCUGUCAGUUCUGUACUCAGUGGUGCCUCCAGCCCUGAACCCCCUCAUCUACAGCCUGAGGAACCAGGAGCUCAAGGCUGCAGUGUGGAGACUGAUGACUGGAGGCUUUCAGAAACAUUAAACUGCUGACCGUUUU
Messenger RNA from Vidua chalybeata, 1799 nucleotides. RefSeq names its product olfactory receptor 14A16-like. Gene Ontology annotation, cellular component: membrane. The record is from RefSeq and is a predicted model, not a curated record. Lineage: Eukaryota; Metazoa; Chordata; Aves; Passeriformes; Viduidae. Gene Ontology annotation, biological process: G protein-coupled receptor signaling pathway. Gene Ontology annotation, molecular function: olfactory receptor activity; G protein-coupled receptor activity. Bases 813 to 1784 code for a protein of 323 amino acids. The transcript has a single exon.